Molecule: messenger RNA, 1096 nt
Organism: Jaculus jaculus (lesser Egyptian jerboa)
Lineage: Eukaryota; Metazoa; Chordata; Mammalia; Rodentia; Dipodidae
Gene: Cd48
Product: CD48 molecule
Exons: 4
Coding region: 65-787 (240 amino acids)
Source: RefSeq, a predicted model, not a curated record
UCUGGCACCUCUGCCUCGGUCUCACUGCUGCGCUCAGCGCUCCGGGGAAGCUUUGGGGAGAAGCAUGCUGUCAAGAUGGAAAUGGUGCCUGGCUCGGGACCUACUGCUGCUGUUUGUGCUGGUGAUUGAUGCCCAAGGUCCCUCAGCGCAUGAGAAGAAUGUGGUGUCAGGCAGCAACACGACUCUGCAAAUCUUCAAGCGACAGCUCACUGACUGUGCUCAUCUCACCUGGCUUUACACUACCAAACAGAAGAUUCUAGAAUGGGAUGGGGUGAAUACUAAAUACUUCAACUCUACAUUUAAGGACAGGGUCAUGCUUGAUUCUCAGACGCCGGCACUGCACAUCUAUAACGUCCGGAAAGAAGACAGCGGCCCAUACUACUUGCGGGUGUUGAGAAACAGGACGGAGGAACAGGAGAUGAUCACCCUGCAGGUGAUGGAUCCUGUACCCAAGCCUCUCAUAAAAAUCGAGAAGACAGAAAUGUGGGAUGACGCCUGUUUUCUGAAGUUAUCGUGUGUGAUAGAAAGCCAGACUGUCUACUACACUUGGUAUGGGGACUCGGGGCCCUUUCCCGAGGAGCUGGAGAGAGGUGUGCUUGAAGUCACCGUCAAUCCACAGAACCAAUCCAGGUUUUACACGUGCCAAGUCAGCAAUCUUGUUAGCAGCCGGAAUGACACCGUUUACUUCACCCCACCUUGUGCCCUGGCCAGAUCCUCUGGAGGUGCUUGGACUGCAGCCUGGCUAAUCAUCAUGACUUCCCUUAUUCUUGUCUGCCUGCUUACCUGAGAAGAGCUUUUCGGACUCAAGAACAAAACUUCCAGGCCAUCAGCUACAAUCCUCUGGACCGGGAAAGAAGCUGCGCUGCAGCGCAGAGCAGCGGGUGCUGUUGAGCCUCAGCGAGGCGUUCCGCGCUCUCGCAAUGCUGAGGUGCAGCCGGGGCCUUGUGUGCGCUAGGCAAAAUCCCUCCCAUGGAGCUGUGUUCUCAGCCCUUCGUGAAGAUUUUUCAAUACCUUUUUAUAAAUAUGGUUCAUAUUCCAUUUUGUAGACCCUAGUUGUUUUCUAAAACACAUUAAAGACUUCCACCAGAAAAUGUGA